Pelodiscus sinensis (Chinese soft-shelled turtle) is the source of this 9060-nucleotide messenger RNA. It is a transcript of the gene NHS, whose product is annotated as NHS actin remodeling regulator. NCBI's taxonomy places the organism in Eukaryota, Metazoa, Chordata, Testudines, Trionychidae. The record is from RefSeq and is a predicted model, not a curated record. Gene Ontology annotation, biological process: lens development in camera-type eye; cell differentiation.
UCUACUGCCUCAGUUAAUUUUUAUACAUUUCCACAUCUCCCACUACUAAAGGAUUGUGUUCAGAUAUCUGCUGUUCGACCACAGCACUCACCAAAUAAGAUCAGACUUCCAAGAUUCUUUAAGGGCAGGAAAGUGUUAAAUCCCUUGUGAUGGAGAGUAAGAGCAGAGUGGGAUUACUGUUCACUACUCUGAUUUGCCAUUCUGCUGGACCGUGAAGAGAUUAGAAGGACCAAGGACUUGGGCUAAACCAUCUGUACAUCUAGAAGGGGAGUCUGGAGGAUGUACAGAUGUUGAGUCAAAGUCUAUGCCAUCCGUGUUCCCAGAAGAUUGUUUUCUGACCCUCUGCUCCCCCCCUUACUUAAGCAGGUCAGCUUUCACAUAUCACUGGGAGUCAGUAAAUACUAUGGAUAAAAGCAAAGAAGCCUGUUGGGCACUGGGAUAUUUUCUUGAAAAACACAACAGAGUGUCCAACCAUGGCUCUGGGCUGCUGUGUGCUGAAGAAUGCAGCUGUCUCUAACCUGGAUGCAGAGAGUAAACUGAGUGUGUACUACCGAGCACCUUGGCAUCAGCAAAGAAAUAUUUUCCUCCCCUCAACCAGACCGCCCUGUGUGGAGGAGCUGCAUCACCACGCCAAACAGAACCUGCGAGCCUUGCGUAGAGAACAACGAAACCGAGGUGAUAACAGAGAGCAGAAAGUUCCAGGGCUCAUCUCUGUGGUGGCUCCCCCAUUUCCUCCCUUCCCAGCAAUCUACAGUCAAAAGAGGAAAGAGAUAAAGGACCGGCACUUGCUAAGAUUUAACAGCACCCGCUCGCCCUCUCCCACUGAGUGUUGCCACAUGACCCCAUGGAGUAGAAAGUCCCAUCCACCAGAAGAGGAAGAUACAGAUGUCAUGCUAGGGCAGAGGCCGAAAAAUCCAAUACAUAAUAUUCCUUCUACACUGGAUAAGCAAACCAAUUGGAGCAAAGCAUUACCUCUCCCAACUCCAGAGGAGAAAAUGAAACAAGAUGCCCAAGUGAUUUCCUCUUGCAUUAUCCCCAUCAAUGUCACUGGAGUUGGUUUUGACAGAGAGGCUAGUAUACGCUGCUCUCUUGUUCAUUCACAAUCUGUACUACAGCGAAGACGAAAGUUGAGAAGGAGGAAAACCAUCUCUGGCAUCCCCAGAAGAGUGCAACAAGAAAUAGAUUCUGAUGAAUCACCAGUAGCGAGAGAACGGAAUGUGAUUGUGCAUGCAAAUCCAGACUUCUCCAGUACAAUCAACAGGAGAUCAGGUACCAGGGACUCUGAGUGCCAGACUGAAGAAAUUCUUAUUGCUGCUCCAUCCAGAAGAAGAAUCCGAGCUCAGAGAGGUCAAAGCGUUGUAGCCUCCCUGUCGCAUUCAGCCGGCAACAUUUUGGUGUUGACAGACAAUGGUGACACAAUGUUCACUACAGGAGUGAGCAACCGUAUCCGAUCACGGAGUCUUCCUCGUGAAGGUGCUAGAGCCAGUGAAGCUGAUCAAGAUGCUGGUGCCAAAACUUCAGUGUAUGAAGCAGAACACUUUUUAGCAAGUCAAGAAAGAAUUACAAAAAAGGGUAAUGAUGGCAUCAAUAACCAGGGUACACAAGAACACCAGCCUAUAGGUUUAACUUGUUCUCAGCACCUCCAUAGCCCAGAACAUAAUAUAAAUGAGAGAGGGAGGUCAAGGUUGUCAAGAAUGGCAGAUUCUGGAAGCUGUGAGAUUUCAUCAAACUCUGACACCUUUGGGAGCCCCAUUCACUCUAUCUCCACAGCAGGAGUCCUUCUCAGCAGUCACAUGGACCAGAAAGAUGACCAUCAGUCCUCCAGUGGGAACUGGAGUGGAAGUAGCUCAACAUGUCCCUCACAGACAUCAGAAACUAUUCCUCCUGCUGCCUCUCCUCCACUGACUGGAUCUUCACAUUGUGACUCAGAAUUGUCACUGAACACUGCUCCUAAUGCCAAUGAAGAUUCUAGUGUCUUUAUAACAGAGCAGUACAGUGAUCACAUAGAUAAGGUUCGAGGUCACAGGGCAAGCUCCUUUACUUCCACUGUAGCGGAUUUACUUGAUGACCCCAAUAACAGCAACACAAGCGACAGUGAAUGGAAUUAUCUGCAUCAUCAUCAUGAUGCUUCCUGUCGUCAGGAUUUCAGCCCUGAACGCCCAAAGGAUGACAGCCUAGGCUGCCCAAGUUUUACGAGUAUGGCCACUUAUGAUAGCUUUCUAGAAAAAACCCCAUCUGACAAAGCAGACACUAGCUCACACUUCUCUGUGGACACGGAAGGAUAUUAUACCUCCAUGCACUUUGACUGUGGUCUCAAAGGUAAUAAAAGUUAUAUUUGUAACUAUGCAGCUGCAGGUUCUGAGAGUGGCCGGAAUGCAGAUAUUGCUUCCAGUCUCACUGAUUGUGCCUGGCAGGAUUAUGUAAACCACAGGAAGCAGGGAAGACAGAGCAUCUCUCUUAAGAAACCAAAGGCAAAGCCAGCCCCACCAAAACGCAGUUCAUCUUUAAGGAAGUCUGAUGGCAGCACAGAUCUUCCUGAGAAGAAAGAACCAAAGAUAAACAGUGGGCAGCACAUGCCUCACACUUCCAGGGAAAUGAAGCUGCCACUCGAGUUUUCAAAUACACCUUCCAGAGUGGAAAACUCUAAUCUGCCAAGCAAACAGGAACUCUCCUGGAUUAAUCAGAAUGACAGUGGACUAAAGAACAUUCCGUUUGACACCACGGAUAUUCCAUCAUUUAAAGAUGAAGGUGCUGAACAAUCUCACUAUGCAGAUCUCUGGCUUCUAAAUGACUUGAAAUCUAAUGAUCCUUAUAGGUCUUUAUCCAAUUCAAGCACUGCUACGGGUACUACAGUCAUAGAAUGCAUAAAGUCACCAGAAAGUUCUGAAUCACAAACAUCGCAGUCCGGAUCAAGAGCCACCACUCCGUCUCUCCCUUCUGUUGAUAAUGAGUUUAAGCUGGCUUCCCCAGAAAAGUUGGCUGGUUUAGCAUCACCCUCUAGCGGUUACUCCAGCCAGUCUGAAACACCAACAUCCUCUUUCCCAACUGCUUUCUUCUCUGGGCCUUUAUCUCCAGGGGGUAGUAAAAGAAAGCCAAAAGUACCAGAAAGGAAGUCCUCAUUACAACAGCCUUCUUCUAAAGAUGGCACCGUAUCUCUAAACAAAGACCUAGAACUUCCAAUUAUACCUCCUACUCAUCUUGACCUAAGUGCUCUUCAUAAUGUCUUGAAUAAACCAUUUGCUCACAGAAACCAGUUGCAUGCUUUUAAUUACAAUAAACAGAACGUGAUAGGAGAAGCACUAAACCCUAAUCCUCCACCAGGCCUUGCUAUUACACCUUCAGUUCUUAAAUCAGUUCACCUUAAAUCAAUUAAUAAGCCCGAAGAAGUGAAACAAAAAGACAAUAAUACAGACUUUCUCUGCAUACAAGAAACCUCAUUAAUGGUGACUGCCAUUUCUCCAGACAACAUGAGGCCGCUUGUAGCUAAGAAAUCAAUAUCACGUCAGUACUCUACAGAAGAUGCCAUAAUGUCCUAUAUUGACUUUUCUCCAAUGGAGUCGGGCCCUGCUAAACUGCAUUCAGAGAAAAGUUCAUCCAGUAGUUUACAGAAUAAUUGUGAUCAAGAAACUGUAAUCUCAGCAAAUGUGGAUAUUUUAGAAGCAAACACCGUGAAAGACCAAAUGUACCCAGUUGGUGAGCCUGUAUCAGAGAACACACAAACCUGUAGCACAUCUGCAGAAGAGUUUACAGAAGGUUUUGUUGCCCCCACAAGUGAUUAUGAAAUUAAGAUAACGUAUCAUGAAACAGAAUGGGAAAAGAGCUUUGAUCCUGGGCAGAUUAAGGACGAAUUACCUGCAAUCUAUGAACAAAAGUUAGAAUCUAAACCUGUGGAUGAAAACACAUUCCAAUCUGAUCCACCAGCUGGAGGAGCAGACAUUAGUAAUCAGCCUAAGCAUCACUUUAAUAUAAGCCACCAUAAUGACAAAGUGCCUGGGAAUAUCAGAUAUGAAUCAGAGAUAUCAACAGUAAAUUCACUUAAUGAAAAAAGUUCUGAGCAGGAAAAUGAUGUUGCAUCAGGUAUUCCAACCAAAAGUGCCUCUGAUGACAGCAGGGCAGGGGAGACAAAGGGGAGUGAAGAUGAUGCUUUACUGAAAGAAUCUUCUCCAAGUGAUGAUUCCAUAAUUUCACCAUUAAGUGAAGAUUCUCAGACUGAAGCAGAAGAUGCUUUUGUGUCUCCAAACAAACCUCGCACUACAGAGGAUCUAUUUGCAGUCAUUCACAGAUCAAAAAGGAAAGUACUUGGGAGAAAAGAUUCGGGGGAGCUUUCUGUAAGAAAUAGAUUGAGAGCUUCAUCUGUGGCUAGCAGUACAGCACCGGCUAGCAGCAUGGCACCUUCAAGCAGCACAGCACCUGCCAGCAGCGUGCCACCCGCCAGCAAUACAGGAGCCCCAACAAGCAGUCAGAGGUCUCCAGGUCUUAUUUACAGGAGUGCCAAAAAGUCCAACACAUCUAACGAGGAAUUUAAGCUACUGCUCCUUAAAAAGGGCAGUCGAUCAGAUUCUAGCUAUAGGAUGUCAGCCACUGAGAUACUAAAGAGCCCUAUUUUGCCCAAAUCUUCCAAUGAGCUAAUUGUGGAUUCACCUCAAAACACUGAUGAGACUUCCCAGGCAUCAACUACUCCUGAAGCAUUAUCCCCCUUGUCUCCUUGCUCCCCUAGAGUUAAUGCAGAUGGUUUUUCCUCCAAGAGUUUUUCUACAUCUGCAUCUUCAAGGGUAGGGCGCUCCCGGGCACCUCCUGCAGCCAGCAGUAGCCGUUACAGUGUACGCUGUAGGCUGUACAAUACACCAAUGCAAGCUAUCUCAGAAGGAGAAACUGAAAAUUCAGAUGGCAGCCCUCAUGACGAUCGGUCUUCUCAGAGUUCAACAUAAGCUGCCUAAGCUCGAGAGCCCCACUGUUGACUGUGAAACUUGUAAACUCUGAAAUUGCUGGGGUUUUAAAAGGAUGUGACUAUAACAGGCCAACUCUGUAGCAGUCAAAACAAUUGCAGGGCAAUAGAAAUGCUUACAAGUGUUUGUGUUUAUAAAAUGCUGGGAAAACAAAUGUAGAGCUGUAGCUAACUAUUACAUUUUCUAAAAAGUAGAAAUAUAUGCUAUGACUCUUCUGUUUACCUUUAGCUUCAUUUAAUGUUCUCUCAUUUAUGUUGUCCCUAUCGAUUUCAAAAUCAUCUAAUUUUCUCAGAAUUAAAAAGUAACUUUUUUAAGUUGCCCAUUUAGAAACAAAACCUCUCACUGUAGUGCUUCUCUAGGGAAAACAUGAACUUGUGCUUAAGGAUUGGUAUUUUUCUACGCUAAAAUGAACGGAAACAAAAUUUAGAAAAAAUUAACAAAACACAUGUAAAUACCAUAUUUUUGAUAAAAAUCUGUAAAUAGGAUUAUCAGAAAAAGUGGACACGUAACAAAUAAUUUACUGCAUUACAACUUUGUUUAUAGAAGGCAAAAGUAGUAAAAUGUACUAACUGUAUUCUGUGAAUACCAUUUUCAUAUCAAACAUCAUAUUUACAUGUCCACCAAUACCACUUUCAGUGUGAUCAAAAAGCCUCACAUCUGAAUUCUAACUGUAUGAAAAAACUCAAUGAUAAUUAAUGAAAUAUUAAGGCUAAUUAAGAGCCAAUUAAUUUUAAAAUAACCAUUUGUCUUUCGAAAUUUAGCUCAAAACAAAUAAAUUGUAAAGUGCAGCUGUGAGUUGCAAUGUGGUAAUUGGUAGGGAUGGAAAGCAUGCUUUUAACAGACCAAAAUCAUUUCUAAUGCAAAGCCCCAAGCAGUCACAUUUGACAGCAUCUCUUAGCCCUUUAUUCUGACAUGGAUUGCAUUAGAGAGAAUAGAUAUGAGGAAAUAGUACUUAUUUUCAUAUUCUUAUUAGGCUAUUGGGAUACAUAAGUCAUAACCUGAGAACUAUAAUCUUUAAACAUGAUUAGUUUCUGAUUCUUAAAAGAAACAAAUAAAUUAUAAGCAUGCAACAAGCACCGCUGAUUUAUCAGUAAAUAUUUGCAAUGAGUUUUCAGUGAAGCUUUCUCUUUGUGCUGAUGAGAUUCAUGCUACCUAAAUAUUUACAGAAAUGACACUGUGAAAAACUGGGAAAUAAAUGUGUAUACGCAUUAUUUAUAUUCAUUGUUAAAUAGGGAAUGCUCUGGUUCAUUAUGCCAGCCACAUACAGCUUAGUUUUGUCUGGGUGUAUCAGAAAUGAUUAACAGGGUGGGGGGAAUGUGAUGGGUUGCGGGAAAGGAGAUGAAUCAGAGUAAAUGCUUUGAUAAAAAUGAAGGCAGGGAAACAAAAGCUGAAUUACUUGAAGUUACUUGAAUUUUCUUGUCUUAAAACUGAAAGAAAUUGUAGCUGUGAGCUCAAACCACAAGUUGUUUUAUACCUUUAAUUUAAACAAAAUAAAAUCAAUGUUUAAAAUGAUAGGCCUGAUUCCCUUUUGUUACACCAGUUUUACAUCAGUGUAGCAUGGCUUAAGCCAAGUAGAGAAUCAGGCCCUAUUUGUCCAAAAUUUAAGCAACUGGUAUUGCUUACACUAGAAUAUGCUUCUGAACAUGGUACGGUUUAAUGCAGAGUACAGCUUUUAGGAAGGAAUGUGAUUUGCAGUAGGACACAGUGAGUAGGAUGACAGAAAGAAUGGAGUUUGGUACUAAAUAAAUCAAUCAAAAGCUGGCUUCAAGCAUAAGUAAACAAUGUUAGGGAAGUGGAAUAUGUGAAACUAGUUUCAUUGGCUUAGGUUUACUUAUACAAGUUGGACCUCUCUGGUCCAGCUCCCCCAGACCUGAGGGCUCCUGAACCACAGAGUAUACCCAACCAGGAGAGGUCAGUGUUCCCCUGCUGGCUGCCCUAAUCUCAGGCUCCUUUCCUUGGAGCUCCCAAGGCUGGGCUCCCACCCCACUGCCCACAGGCUGCUGCCAGAGUUCCCCAGAAUUCUGGCUGGGACCGCCUGACUGCUACUGGCCCCACUGCCACUGAGGAUUCCCUGGACUCCACAGCCAAGGCUCCCCCACCACCACCUAGCCCCGCUCCCACCGGAGGUUCCCUUGCUGGACCAUCCAGCCACCCCAGCCCUGCUGUUACUGGAGAUUCCCUAGAUUCCCUGGCCGGGGCUCCUGGGCCACCUGGCCCCGCUGCCACUGGGGCCACCCACCUACCAGUCCUGCUUCUGCCAGGGGUUCCCUGGGGUUCCGUGGCCUGGGAGCACCUGGCCGCCACCUGGCCCUGCUGCCGCUGGGGGUUCCCUAGCCUGGCUGGAGCUCUGCUGCCUGGCCCAGCCACUGCGCGUUCUCACAGCUAGCUCCUGACCUGCAGAUCUCCUUGGUCCAGCAACUUCUGUGGCUCUGCCAGACCACAGCUGUUGCCAGACAAGAGGAUUUGGGAGGCUCAUCCUGUACAAUGCAUCAGGCAGAGGUUUUUUUUUUUAAUAAGGUAAAUCGUGUUUUAAAUAGAAAAGUUCUAUUUAAAAUUGGAAUGAUUGAAUAAACUAGAAUGACAACAAAAAUAGAAUGUUAUUUCCCACUAGAACAUGUCCUAUUUUAUUUAGUGUACACCACAAAAAAUAUAAUUCAGAGUUUCUUACCACCCUUCUAUGCAGUGAGAUAGCAUACAGUACGUGGGUUAUGGUCAGUGUGUGCAUGUGGGUAUGUGUGUUGCGGAGGCGAGAAUUAAAUGAGCAAAAUGGUUUAAAACAUUAGGAAAACCUGGAGGUGUUUAAUGAAAUAAGUAGGUUAAGGUUUUGGAAAUAAGCCUCAUUGCUUGUGUUAACAGACUAGUUAUGAAAACCCGAGUGUAAAGCAGAUGAAAUGUAUGAAUUAGUAGGUUUUUAACCAGGACAUGUUCAACAUCUCAAAAUACUUUCUUUGAAAAACAUGAUUAAAUGAAGUCGAUGAAUCAAACAGAACAAUCUUAUUCAGUCAUCUUAGGUCAUUUACCUUAAAAUAUAUAUUAGCAGCCCUUUUAUAAUAUCCUUAGAGAUGAUAUAUGUGCUUUAAAAAGUCAUUCUAAAAUUUAUAUGGAAAACAGCUGAGUUGACUUUAAUAAGUUGAUAUCACUUAUUAACAAACUAAGCAUUUAAUUUAAUAGUGAUAUCAUAUAUAUAUAGAUAUAGAAUAAAGAUAAAUUAUGAGGCAGUAAUAUACCCUCUGUAUGUAAUGCUCACAGAACUAUCACAUCAAAUAUAGUUUUACUUAUUUUGUUUAAUCUAAAAUCUAUGACAGAGUUUUUCUAUUUUCUAUUUAACAGAUUUAAACCCAAAUGAAGCUGGAUUGUAAAUCCACUACGAGAAAAAUAAUUCACAAUCACAAGUGUGGGAGCAGAAAAAAAAUGAAAAGUAACUCCUUUAGUGGGGUAUAUCUCUUAAAUACUCAAGACAAGCUUUAGAACAAAAAUAACAUAUCUUCUAACAGGGUACAAUGCUACACUAGGUGUGAACUAUCAUUCCAAUCUAUAGUUCUGUUUGCACUGAUGUUAUGGAAAUGGUUUUGGGGAAUUAUGCAGCUGUUUGUGUCUGAACAAUAACUAUUUUUUCUUUUUUUGUUUUGUGGAAGCAUAGAGGACAUGGAAUAGUUGUAGCAAAGAAAGCAAAUGUUUGCUUUUGCCAAAGGUCAGUGAUUGAGUGCAUUUGCUGCAAUGGUGGCAGAUUUAGAGAAAUACUGUAGGUUAUGACUUAAAAACUUAAAAAAAUUAAGAAGGUUACAGUGUAACUAUUUUGGUACUAGCACCAGUUCAUGCUGGCAGAAAAGACAAUGGUUUAUGGACUUGCAUCCAUUUUGUAUUUUUGUAAUAUUUGUAAAUAUGAACUUUUUAAAUUGUUGCAAAGAUGGUUUCUUUUGUAAAAAUGUUUUCAAAGUUUACAUUAAAUCCAAGCCUUUGUAUAUUUUAGAGCUGUGCAACACUUUAAGUCUUGUAUUUAUUUUUAGUAAAAUCAGUGAGUUUCAUUGUGAACCCCUCUCAAAAAUGUGCCCAAAAAGUUUGAUUACCUAGAAAGUGUGUAUAGAAACUGCAAAUAAACGUGACUGCAAUUAAA